This is a messenger RNA of Talpa occidentalis (Iberian mole), 939 nucleotides long. Its product is annotated as olfactory receptor 52A1-like. The transcript has a single exon. The coding region runs from base 1 to 939 and encodes 312 amino acids. NCBI's taxonomy places the organism in Eukaryota, Metazoa, Chordata, Mammalia, Eulipotyphla, Talpidae. The record is from RefSeq and is a predicted model, not a curated record. Gene Ontology annotation, cellular component: membrane. Gene Ontology annotation, molecular function: G protein-coupled receptor activity; olfactory receptor activity. Gene Ontology annotation, biological process: G protein-coupled receptor signaling pathway.
AUGUCCCUUUCCAACAACACCAUCUUCAUGCCCUCUGUGUUGACCCUACUAGGGAUCCCGGGCCUCGAGUCAGUGCAGUGCUGGAUUGGGAUUCCAUUCUGUGCCAUGUACCUCAUUGCUCUGGUCGGAAAUUCCUUACUUCUGCUGGUCAUCAAAUCAGAGCGCAGCCUCCACGAGCCCAUGUACAUUUUCUUAGGCAUGUUAGGGGUCACGGACAUUGCACUUGCUACCUGCAUUGUGCCCAAGAUGCUUGGGAUCUUCUGGUUUCAUGUGCCCGAGAUUUAUUUUGACUCCUGCUUGCUUCAGAUGUGGCUCAUCCACACAUUUCAGGGCAUAGAGUCAGGAAUUCUGCUGGCCAUGGCCCUGGACCGAUACGUGGCCAUUUGUUAUCCACUGAGGCAUUCUGCUAUCUUCACCCACCAGCUAGUCACCCAAAUUGGGGUUGUGGUAGUCCUCAGGCCUGCUGUUCUAGUAGCUCCGUUUUUGGUAAUGAUUAAGUGCCGAUUAUGGUUUUAUCACACGACAGUCAUCUCCCACACCUACUGUGAGCACAUGGCCCUUGUGAAAGUAGCUGCAGGAAAUGUCCAAGUCAACAAAAUCUUUGGGUUGUUUGUGGCCUUCACUGUUGCAGGCGUUGACCUCAUAUUAAUCAUAUUGUCUUAUUUCCUGAUAUUCGUCACAGUUUUUCGUUUGCCCCAGAAGGAGGCUCGGUUGAAAGCAUUCAACACUUGCAUUGCCCACAUUUGUGUCUUCCUCCAGUUCUACAUUCUUGCCUUCUUUUCUUUCUUCACACAUCGGUUUGGCUCUCACAUCCCUCCUUACAUCCACAUCCUCUUUUCUAGCAUCUACUUGUUGGUGCCUCCAUUUCUCAAUCCACUUGUCUAUGGUGCAAAGACCAAGCAGAUCCGCAUUCACUUAGUAAAAAUGUUAUGCUCAUAA